Molecule: messenger RNA, 1931 nt
Organism: Populus trichocarpa (black cottonwood)
Lineage: Eukaryota; Viridiplantae; Streptophyta; Magnoliopsida; Malpighiales; Salicaceae
Exons: 5
Coding region: 208-1659 (483 amino acids)
Molecular function (GO): metal ion binding; phosphatidylinositol binding
Source: RefSeq, a predicted model, not a curated record
AAAGAAGCUUUCACUGACUUUCUAAUCUUUCUUUUUCCUUUUGAUUGUGGUCGAGUCGUCGUCCGUCUUCCAUCGAAAUAAGAAGCCCUGCAUUUCAAAGCAAACCCUAAUUUCUAUCAGACUUCUCGCAAGGUACGCUGCCGUUUCAAUCCUCUCCAGUUUGAACUUCGAAGAAAGUGAAAUAUCUUUAGUUAUCUGGUAUAGCAAAUGGAGAGUCUUGAAGGAAAAGUACAAUUUACAUCCCUUUCGAAAGAGAAGAAUACGUACCUCAAUGUUAAUGAGGACUGUAACGAUCCCUUUUUAUGGCCUGUGCCCAAGGGUGUGAACAACAACAACAACAAUAAUCAGAUAGUUGCUAAAUCCUCCUCGAUUGGAGAUUAUGUCGCUUUCGAGUUUCCCCAAGAUUACAUUGGUGAUUCUAGUUAUGAUAGUUGUGCUUCCGCCAACUUCAAUGCUCCUCCGGAGGUGGAGGUCAACUUGAAAAACGUGUUUGGUGGGAUCGUUGCGAUUUUAACUGGGCGGAAUAAAGACUCUAGUAGCAGUAGUGUUUCUGUAAAUAAACAGCAGCCCGGUUCAGAUGUUUCGUUUCUGGGCUCGGAGAAGAAUGGGGACACAUAUUUGCACUCUUCGGUUUAUAUUCCGAGUGCGCCGCCCGAGCCGAAUGGGUUCAAUUAUGCUGUGUAUAAAGCGGUGUUGGAAGCUGAACCACCUGAGUGGUUGCCGGAUAGUUCUACUACAGUUUGUAUGCAGUGUACUUCUCCCUUUACAGUGGUUACUCGUGGAAGGCAUCAUUGUCGUUUUUGUGGUGGAGUUUUUUGCAGAACAUGUACUAAAGGACGGUGUUUGUUACCGGCUAAGUUUAGGGAGAGGAACCCCCAGAGGGUUUGUGAUGCCUGCUAUGACAGGCUCGAUCCUUUACAAGGAGUUCUUAUUUGUACCAUUAGCAAUGCUAUGCAAGUGGCGAAACAUGAUGUAAUGGAUUGGACAUGCAUGAGAGGAUGGUUGAACCUGCCAGUUGGUUUGUCAAUGGAACAUGAGAUAUAUAAAGCAUCCAAUACAUUGAGAAGCUAUUGGCAGGUAUCUACGCUGAAUCCUGAGAAGUCCAUACCCCUAGCAGUUAUGAAAGGAGCCAAAGGCUUGGCAAUCUUAACAGUUGUCAAAGCUGGUGCAGUAGUUGCUUACAAAUUUGGAACUGGUUUAGUCAUUGCUCGGAGAUCAGAUGGAUCAUGGUCUGCCCCUUCAGCAAUAUGCUCAAUUGGUUUAGGAUGGGGCGCUCAGAUUGGAGGUGAGCUAAUGGACUACAUAAUUGUGCUCCAUGAUUUCAAAGCCGUGAAAACGUUUUGUAGUCGCAUGCAUUUUUCUCUUGGAGCUGGUUGCAGUGCUGCAGCAGGCCCUGUUGGGAGGGUGCUGGAAGCAGAUCUUCGUGCUGGGGAUAGAGGAGCUGGCAUGUGCUAUACUUAUAGCUGUAGCAAAGGGGCAUUUGUGGGAGUGUCGCUAGAAGGAAACAUUGUAGCAACGAGGAUGGAUACCAAUCUAAAGUUUUAUGGUGAUCCUUAUCUCACAACUGCUGACAUUCUUCUUGGGACUGUGGAUAGACCUAAAGCUGCAGAACCCCUAUACGCUGCUCUCAGAGAACUGUACUCAAGUCUACUGCAUUAGUACUUGUGCCAGCCCGCCUUUCAUGUAGCAUCCAGGCUAAAGCCUUGUCGCAUCGUGAUAGAAUUCUCUGAUGAGAGAUGUGCGCUUGCCCCAAAGCUUAAUUCAGCAUCUUCGAAUCGUAAAAUUGUUUAGUGUACAGGACCAUUUCAUGUGACAAACGACAACCCGUAAUGUCAUACUUAUGAUAUUUCAUUCAAAUGUCUCUGAAACUGCCUGAUGGUUGCUUGUAUAGACACUUGUAUAUAUACAGUUCCAUAGUGAUUGUUUGUGUA